AUACGCGCUCCGCGCGGAACAUCUCACUUUACGAGCACAUCUUUCGACGCGAAAGUUGUCUCUCCCGCGCCUUGUUUUUUGGAUCACCUUUCUGCUGUAGCAAGUCGGCUCAGAAAUGCUGCUUUAUCCAGUGGUGCCGAGUUUGGCCGAUGUGAUCGCUUUCGCCGAGGCCAACCCAUGGGUGAUGGAUGGCUUGCCUCCCGUGACUGCACCGCUUAUUGAUCAGUUCUUGAGCGAGGUGUUUGCGCCCUUCGAGCCACAAAAAGCUGGGCCGUGUGCUCCUGAUGAGGCGAACUGUCCACCGCCCGGCGAAGACAAGGUCUUGGUUGAAGACAAGGCUGACAUAGAGGAUGCGCUGCCCAACGUACACAGCAACGACUCGAAUGAGGCCUCAGGUGCCUGCGCGGCAAGUUGUGAUGACAAGCAUCGCUCAUUACCGGAGUUCUCCCGCUCAUUUGACGUUGCGGGCUUCGUCGCCGGGGAGAUAACCGUGAAGACUGUGGGUAACUGCGUCGAAGUCCACGCCGGUCACCUAGAGAAGCCCUCGCCGGAAGAACAGGGAGACUACGUCCGCCGGGAGUACACCCAUCGCUUCACGCUGCCAGACGACGUGCGACAAGAUUCGAUUACAUCUGUUCUGACCGAGGAAGGAACGCUGGUGGUGCGAGCCCUGAGGAAUGGUGUCGCCUGCGCCGACGAAGCCAGUGGCAGAAGUACUGUCAGUUAAUGUCGAGGCAUGAAUUCAGCCUCGCUAAUGCGGAAACUGCUGUCCGGCUCAAGGAGCUACAACACUGUUGGAGAUGACCACCCAGACCACAUUUGUGAAAAAAACUAUCGCGGUUGACUGAGCAAACUGUUCAUCACUACCCAUGUUAUUGAAGCCAUGGCACCACAUGUAUAGGACGCCGACAGCCUAAAUGCCGAAACUAUACGUUUUGCGUACUUGCUAGCUAGUAUCGUGGUUCAUAAAUGAU
Rhipicephalus microplus (southern cattle tick) is the source of this 974-nucleotide messenger RNA. RefSeq lists its product as uncharacterized. The record is from RefSeq and is a predicted model, not a curated record. Gene Ontology annotation, cellular component: cytoplasm; nucleus. Lineage: Eukaryota; Metazoa; Arthropoda; Arachnida; Ixodida; Ixodidae. Gene Ontology annotation, biological process: protein refolding; response to heat.